UAAACUGUUUUUAAUAAGUAGAUCUCUAGAUAUAUAUAUAUCUUUUAAGAAUUAGAUUCAGAUCUAAAUCUAGUUGUAAUAAUGUUUAUAAUUAUAUAAUCCGUGUAGUAGAGUCUAGAUCUAGAUCUCCAUAAAAAAUUUGUUAGAAAAGCCUUCUAUUUUCGAAAUUUGCAUAGGCUAGGACAAAUACAAUAUAAUCAGUUUGGAUUCGGUUGUUCAAAAUGGCGAACGAAGUCACUCAUGCACCCAACAAAACAUGGGAAUUGAGCCUUUAUGAGCUUCACAGAACUCCGCAGGAUGCAAUCACAGAUAACACUGAAAUAGCAGUAUCGCCAAGAAGUUUACAUAGUGAACUAAUGUGUCCAAUAUGCCUGGAUAUGCUAAAGAAUACUAUGACAACAAAGGAAUGUUUACAUCGUUUUUGUCAAGAGUGUAUCAUAACAGCACUGAGAAGUGGUAACAAAGAAUGCCCGACCUGCAGAAAAAAACUUGUAUCUAAAAGAUCUUUACGCCCUGAUCCAAAUUUCGAUGCAUUAAUAUCUAAAAUCUACCCCAGCCGAGACGAAUAUGAAGCACAUCAAGAACGCUUAAUGGCAAAGCUGAAUAAGCAUCACAACACAGCUGCCUUAACAACAAGUAUUGAGGAAGGGUUGAGGCUUCAAGCUUUGAACAGAGCUCAGCGAGUUCGCAAGCAAAAUUCAGAAAGGAAAAUGGAUGAAGAGUCAAAUGAUGGCAAUGUGUCAAUGUCAGAAUGUCAGGGAAUACCUGAAACAGAUGAGAACAUUUCCAAUGAUGCAAUGCACCCCAAAGCAAUAAAGCAUUUUUCUGAUGACUCUAGUGCUGAAAAUUCAACUGGAGAAGCGAGUAUGUCUGAACAUUACUCUCGAGGCAGUCCAGAACCUGCCAUUCCACAAUUAAUAAAUGAAAUAGAAUUAAUUUUCAAACCUCAUCCAAAUGAUACUGAGAUAGUUGAUCCAGCCUCACAGACACGAUAUAUCAAGACUACUGCUAAUGCAACUGUUGAUCAUUUGUCAAAGUAUUUGGCUAUAAGACUAUCUUUGGAUAACGCAUCUGAGAAUGAAGAGGAAGAACAGUCAGGCAGCAGACUUUUUGAUAUCUUUGUUUCGACUCAGCCUGGUCAGUUUGUGCUUCUCAGUGGCCCAACCAGCCUUGAACAAGUGAAAGAAAAGUACUGGAAAUUCAACAAACCUUUGGAAAUAUUCUACUCUAUGAGAAAGUCAAAUCCCACUUCAGCAUUUAAAAAAGUUCACCCUGAGAGUAAAUAAGUCCAACCUGUUGAAAGGGGAGCUAAUUAUGAAAUGAGAAGAGUUGAGGCAGUUGGUUUAUAAUAAAGAUCUAUAAAAAUGACUAGUGCCAUAUUGUAAGACAUUUUAUUCACUAAUAUUAACUGAUACAUUUGACUUAUAAAAUAAUUGUUUAGUUAAAUGAAACAUUCAAUAAUAUUCUCUAUUCAAUUAUCUGUAAUUACCAAGCUUAUAGAAAUAAUGGCUUAUUUCAUUGGCAAGCAGUGAAUUGGAAAAAUCAGUUUUGACUACUUUUGUAAACAAACUUAAUCUUCUAAGAUUCCAAUGCAUCCUUCAAAUCACAAAGAUGAAUUUCAAAGUUGAUAUAUGCACAAAAUUGAAAUUGAGACUAUUUGUCAAGGCUACAUUUGCUGCUAUUUCAUUUGGGGUUGUGGGUAUAUAGUAGCUCUUAAUAAUAGGAUUACUGAAAUUCAAGUAUUCUAUGAAUUAGAGCAAAAUGUUGACGACAAAGACUACAUAAUUGUGUUAAUUGACAUUAUGAAUAAAAGUAAUUAUGUACAUGAAUUUAAAUGCCUAUCUUUCAAAAAAUUACCGAAAAAUUAAACAAAAGUAAAUAAAUUUAAUAUGGUUCUGGCUAGAUUCAAUAGAUUACAAUAGUUUUGACACAGUUGCACAAAAAAGAAAUAUAUAUAAAAAUAUAGACAGAGAGAGAACAUAAUUGGGCUUAUUUGUUUAUAUUGUAAAACCAUAAAAAGUGAUCGUUACACAUAUUACAUUUAAGACUGCCAUUUGGAAUUCUAAUAAUAUUUUCUUGUAAAAUAUGUAGCUAUUCAAAUUCAUUUACAAUAUUUAUUUUUUUUGUAUUUAACAGCAUCCAACCAAUUUUGACAAGUAACUAUCCCAUCUAGAAACUAUUUUUCCAUUAGAGGUUUCUAGAGUUACCAUGGUUACUUUCUACAAGGAAUCUCAUCACAACAUAUUAGUUUAAAAUAUACAAAUAAUGAAGGAAACUCUUAUACAAUAAAAGCAACAAUUAAGUUUUCUCUAAUAUUUUUUUUCUGUUUGGUGACUAAAAUAAACAUGUUUUUCAAAAUAUACUAUUUUGGCAUAUUUAGUCAAAUAUUGGCAAAAGUCAAACCAACUAGAAUCUGAAAAAAAAAAAUGAUGAUUCAGUUUUAAUUCUAGAGCAUUAUUCUUUCAAAAACUAGUAGAAAACUUUUGUUUUUAAAUACGGUAACAAGUCUGAAUCAGUUUAGCCAUUGCAGCAUGUCCAUAUUUAAUAUUGCAGUCACAAAGCUAACUGUAUCAUUGUUUUUUAUGGGUUUGUAUGCUAUUGAGAACUAUUUUUUUUUUAUGUCUGGUUUAUUCUAUUAUGUUUUUCAAACUAAUUCUACAAUGCAUUGAUUGUAAGAGAAAUAGCAGUAAGUAGGAUGAUGUGUGCUUUUUUUUUUUUUUUUUAUCUAUUUGAAACCAUUUUGUUGUUUUGUUUUGUGUAAUGAACUCUGUGCAAUUGUAUUGUAAGUUUGUUUUCUAAUCAUAAUAUUUAGUUGUGGGGAAAAAAAUCAGUAACUUGGUGGAAAAGUGUUUUUUUCUUUUCAAACAGCCAACAGGCACAAACAAAGUAAGUUACAAGAGAAGAGAGGUGGAGGAUUGCAAAAGUAAAAUUACUCACAGACUCAUGAAUGGAGAAAGACAUAUUGUGCUUGACUUGGGUGUACCCUUACAGUGAGGAAAGAAGAAAUUUGGCUUUUAUUAAGACUUCUUUAGUACAUUGUGUGCAUGAGUGUUCAUAAAUAUAAUGCUGUUGCCAAUCUGUUUAUUUUUUUCCUCAAUGGUGACUUUUUCACUGAGUAACUGAUUUAGUCACACUGUCAAGAUUUUUAGGUUGUCAAUUUGGAGACAGUCUAUUGAGGUUAAUUAAAGAACUUUUUCGUUUGAA
Molecule: messenger RNA, 3204 nt
Organism: Biomphalaria glabrata
Lineage: Eukaryota; Metazoa; Mollusca; Gastropoda; Planorbidae
Product: E3 ubiquitin-protein ligase RING2-like
Exons: 4
Coding region: 222-1286 (354 amino acids)
Cellular component (GO): ubiquitin ligase complex; PcG protein complex
Molecular function (GO): ubiquitin protein ligase activity; chromatin binding
Source: RefSeq, a predicted model, not a curated record